AUGCGUGAUUGGCGAACUGGGAAAACUAUUCGAGCGGGUAGUUGUUGGUCGGAUCAACAGCUACUUAGAGGAGACUCGGAUCCUGGCGCCAUCACAGUAUGGGGAUCCGUCUUGGGCCCUACGUUGUGGAACAUUGCCUAUGACAGUGUCCUUCGAACCCCGAUGCCAGGAGGCUUCCGUGUUGUCUUCUUUGCGGAUGACACGGCCCUGCUGUCAUCGGUAUGGGACCUGUCACAGGCCAUCAUGAAUGCCGAACGGGACCUUGACGUAAUAGUCAAGGAAAUUGAGGGAUUGGGUCUUAAAGUGGCACCGCAAAAGACGGUAGCAAUGGCCUUCCCUGCUUCUGCCCUCCGUACACGCAGGAAUGUCCCGCUCCCUAAAAUUUGCUUUAGAGGGGUUUCCGUAGUAGUUAAGACCAGGCGUGAUCCACUCGGUGCUCCUUUAUGGGGCGCCGGUGUGGUGGCGUGCUGUCGCGGAAGACACGAGAAUCGGGCGGGCUGUUCGAAGCCUCCAGAGGAAGGUGGCGAUCCGGGUGUGCUGUGCAUACCGGACGGUCUCCUUCCAUGCGUCUAUGAUGAUUGCGGAGAUUAUCCUCUUAUGCAUCUGGCACCCCGACUGGCGGAGACGUAUGCGGCUAUUAGAGACGCGGAGGAACCUGUUUCCCCGCGUGCUAAGGCGGUAUUGGGUGCUCUUGCCAGAAGGAGGGCAGUAGAGGCAUGGAGGGCUGAGGAGAUUGAGCUUCUUGAGUCCCCGGCGACAACGGGAGAACGCGUGCGGACGGCUGUUGCCGAAUGGUUGGCUGAGUGGAUUGAAAGGCCGUUCUGUAUAAGUACGACAUUUCAUACCACGCAGCUGAUGACCGGCCAUGGCUGUUUUGCGGCGUAUCUUUUUAAAAUUAGGAAGAUACCCACCCCGCAGUGCCUCCACCGCGGAGAGGGUGAAGAUACGGCAGAGCACACCCUGGUCGACUGCCCAGCGUGGACGGAUGACAGGAGUGAGUUGGUGAACACGAUGGGGGGAGGACAGCUGUCCCUUCCCGCGAUUGUCAGGGCCUCUCUGACAGUUCCGGGAGGAUGGGCUGCCUUUCGAACCUUCGCCGGACAGGUUAUGCGUGCCGAAGAGGACGCUGAAAGGCGCAGAGAACGGGCGCGGAAAGGACGUGUUUGUGAGCGUGCGGAAUUGCGUGAUGACGGGAGUGCGAACGAUAGGCCGCAUAGGAGAGUUGCUCCAGAGUGA
Molecule: messenger RNA, 1236 nt
Organism: Vespa crabro (European hornet)
Lineage: Eukaryota; Metazoa; Arthropoda; Insecta; Hymenoptera; Vespidae
Exons: 3
Coding region: 1-1236 (411 amino acids)
Source: RefSeq, a predicted model, not a curated record